GAAUGGAAGAGGAUUCGCACGUGCUCCAACGAUAUUAAAAAUGGAGUUCAGAAUGUUUUCGAUGAGGGUACAGGGAUGAUCGAUCAAGUGUAAUGUAUUCAUGCAGGAUUUAAUACUUGGACAGCCCAUGAUAUUAAGAUGCGGAUGUUGACGAAGACGUAGAUGUAGAUCUCUGCGGAUGUAAUCGUCACAAGCCGAUGACGUGUGGAAGUAGGUAGCUCAAAGGUUUACGUAGGAGGAAUCUCGUAGCCAUUCGAGUCCCUCGCGAAUGCCCUCGUGAGGUAGACAGAGAUGGUUGUAACCGUGGUUGUAGCAUUCUUUGCCUAUGCUGGUACUACUGCAGCCGUGGCACUUGUUGCACUGGCAAUCCAGGCUCUCGCCGCAUUUUCCCCACAUGUUGUGACGCCCCCCGCAUCGCUGUCCCGGACCCUACAACCCAAUCACAACCAACACGAAGGAGGUUCGAUCCGCGAUGGGAAUGAUAAAUCGAGUGAGGGGACGCGUUAGAGCAAAUUCUGUGACCGUCGACGAGGAGAGGACAGCCCAGAGUGUUUGCCUUCUCAGCGCUAUUCUCCUGCUGCCCUACUGUCCCAGGGGACCGUUGCCCCUGUUACCGCCCCCGGCUCCAGCUCUCUACUCUGCCCUUGUACUGCCCUUCGUACUCAGCGCCAACUAUCGAUAUCCGGUAUCGGCUCUCAAGACCCUCGUCGAAGCCACUAAGGGUGGUGUCAAAAAGGCGUGGAAGCCUCUGAGCGGUAUUUUCGGGCUUCUCUACGCGCCCCUGGAUCAUGCAGAGAAUUUAUUCGUUAAAAUGCGUAACAUUUCUGUUAUGCUGGACCAGAUAGUGUUCCUGACAUUGACCGACAAGAUCCUCGUACCUCGGGAGAGGAUGACCUGUCUUUAUACUUUGAUGUUUUAUAAUGUGAUAGCGUACUGCGUUGGCUACAUUAAGGAACUUGCGGAGAAGGAAGACUGGUCGCCGUACAUAACUUUGACGGAGAAAUCGCAGAUAAAGCACUUGGCUAUGUCUGCGACUAAAAUUGUUUUGGAAUGGACCAAGGCUAUAACCUUCCUGAUCACUCUCACGUUCGUGCUUCUUGUAUUUGGACUCGAGCAAGGUCUGCAACAUUACAAACCCUCGGCGUUCUACACGGUCGUUACCUGGGCGUAUUACGCUUCUACGGAAAAGGUCUUUGUGGAAAUGUUUCCUGGGAUUCUGAGUUUCCUAGAGCUCGAUGCCCUGGAGAAUAUCGAGAACCUCUACGCGCCGGUAAUCCUGCGUGGUUUCACAAUUGCUGUAUCUGCAUUGUUCACGUUGAUCCUGCUGCCGAGUGCUUCCUGGAAAUUUUUGCUGUUCGCCGCUUAUCUCAAUGUGUUCCUGCGAUCUAAGGACCUCUUGCGAAACUCCGUUGCCGUGCUGAGACAGGAGCGGGAAAUUUUAAGGCGAUAUAGAAAAGCCACUAACGAGGAUAUCGAGAGGUUUGACGACGUCUGUGCAGUCUGCUUGUGCGGAAUGGUGAAGGCUCGCAUUACCCCUUGCCACCAUCUCUUCCAUGCGGAUUGUUUGAGGCAGUGCUUGAAAAGCAGCGACAAAUGCCCCAUGUGCAAAAGGGAGCUGAAAUUUGAUUGAGGAGCCUUGCAAAGUGAUCAAGGGGUCGAUGAUCUUGAAUUAGAAUCGAAAGCAUUUCAUUAUAACCGUCGUGUUGAUCGAGGGAAUUUUGAAUGUAUUAGAUUGAAGAUAGACGGCACCCAUCAAGUAGAUAGCUCUCGGUGAUUAUUGACUGCAAAGUAGCAGUUCAACGAUUCCGACGAUCAAAAUCAAAUUGUUAAAGGAUCGAUGCUUGAAGACGGCCAAGGUGUGCGUAAUUAACGGUAUUCGCAAACUAAUUGUGUAGAAACUUCGGUUAAUAUGAAGCACAGAUUCCUUUAGAUUAAUGUUACUGUGAUAAUUUUGGAUGGGGCACUGUCUACCAAACUGACCUCAGAAUAAGUCGCUUAUAUUCAUUAUUUCUUCUCACCUCCUACUAGUACUUCAUUUGUAAAGAUACGUUUAGUAUAUAACAAACUAUUUUAUACCAAGAAAAUAAAGCUAGUUAGUGUCACGAUUCAAACAAGUGGCCCAAAUUCUGUGCUAGAAUAAAACUGUCGAAACCUAUCACAGGCAAAGUAUGCUGUCGAUUGAAAUAUAGGGGACAGUGUCUCUGGUUUCCCA
Molecule: messenger RNA, 2212 nt
Organism: Athalia rosae (coleseed sawfly)
Lineage: Eukaryota; Metazoa; Arthropoda; Insecta; Hymenoptera; Athaliidae
Product: ERAD-associated E3 ubiquitin-protein ligase HRD1-like
Exons: 5
Coding region: 473-1630 (385 amino acids)
Cellular component (GO): endomembrane system
Molecular function (GO): ubiquitin protein ligase activity
Source: RefSeq, a predicted model, not a curated record